Durio zibethinus is the source of this 2136-nucleotide messenger RNA. The record is from RefSeq and is a predicted model, not a curated record. NCBI's taxonomy places the organism in Eukaryota, Viridiplantae, Streptophyta, Magnoliopsida, Malvales, Malvaceae.
GAUGCACACAUAAACAUAAAUUAGUAACUUGGUACAUUUGUCCUUCUCUAUCAAAUUCAAUGCGGCUUUGUCUCUGUUAAGGUUGCCCAGAGAGAGAGAGAGAGAGAGAAAGCAUAAUGAACCAAUAUCUAUGACCUUUGCUUCUCAAAAUCCAAUCCUUUCCUCCUGCAAUUGUAUUUAUUGUGCAGGUUUUUUUAUCCUCUGGAUUUCUCUGUUUUUGAUUGGUUUGGGGCCUUGGCUGCUGAUUCCAGAAUAAGUUGUGAAUAAUGCCAGCAAAACCGGGGAAUGAAGAUCAACAGAUAGACCAUGGUGCUCAAAGUAUGUUGCAGUCAACUACCUACUCUGAGCCCUGGUGGAAAGGAGUUGGGAUGAACCCCUUAGGUGAAGCUGCCUCAAAGUCACCUUCUGUGGAAAAACUAAAUUGUUCAGUGGCAAAUGGAGCUGUGCAUUCACAGGCUAAUGGUGGCUUUGUCAAUGGAGAUGGGAGAAAUGGACAAGAUCGCCUACAUCUCAAGCAUGUUCCUUCCACAGCAUCCCUUACUUUGGGUGGACACCUUGAACCAAAUUCCCAAAUGGAACUAGUUGGUCACUCAAUUGUCUUGACAUCAUAUCCCUAUUCAGAUAUGCAGUAUGGUGGAAUGAUGACUUCAUACAGGCCACAAAUGAUGAUGUCACCACAUCUAUAUGGAAUGCAUCAUGCUAGAAUGCUUUUGCCUCUUCAAAUGGAAGAGGAGCCUGUUUAUGUAAAUGCUAAGCAAUAUCAUGGCAUUUUGAGGCGAAGACAAAUACGUGCAAAGGCUGAGCUUGAAAAGAAAGUCAUUAAAGUUAGAAAGCCAUACCUUCAUGAGUCGCGGCAUCUACACGCUAUGAGAAGGGCUAGGGGUUGUGGAGGUCGUUUUCUUAAUACAAAGAAGCUGGAUGAUGAUGUUACCAGUCCCACCUCAGAAAAGGGCAUGAAUUCAGAUGAAAACGUUUCAAGCAAAUCAGCUCACUUAUCAGGGUCUGAUUGCGUAUCUGCCAACCGUACUGAAAAUUUAAAUUCCUUCUAUGGUCAGCAAGAAGGAAAUGGGUCACUAGUUCAGGACUUGCACGAAGCACAGCCUUUAGGUAAUGGUAACACCAAAGGGCGUUGUCUGUCAUCAAUGUACCACUCAUCAUCUAAUGAUGCUGUGAAGGUUAACUACUUUGGCAAGCCGAAGGAUAUUGUGCAAAGGAAUGGGGCACAGGCACAACAUGGGGCCCCUUCAAUUAAAUGAAAUUCCUCCUUGAGGUGGGUGGCUCUCUUCAGCAUUGUUCUGCAGGAAAAGCUGGAGGUAUUUGCCCCUUGGGUCUUGGGUGGCGUUCCUCAGGCAAUUCAUUCUUGGCUUUGGUUAAGGGGUUAUUACAUGAGGAGAUAUGUGGUCUAUGGUUUUAUAUUCAUUCUGCUAAUAGUUCGACAUGCCUCUCAUCGACCCCUUUGUAAAAGACAAAUAGGUGUUGUAUCUACCAAGUAGCAAACUAAUCGUGAAUGUGCAAAACUUCAAAUAACUUACAUUUGAACGUGUCAAAGAGCGUGGAGACUUGUGUAUGAGUGAAGACUUUUAACUUUUCCAUCAGCGUGGCUUUAAUAAUGUAAAAUGGUGCCUGCAAUCUCUCUCUCUCUGUGUGUCUCAUAUGUAAUGGUUGUGUGGUGACUGUUGUUGGAGGGAUGUGGUUAUUUCGUGGAGAGUGGAAGUGUCUUUUUUUUUAUCCAUUGGAUAGGGGAUGGGGGAAUGAGUAUGGUGGGGUUGAACUUUCUAUCUUAUAUUUUUUAACCACUAGGUCUAAAGUUGAAGACAAAGUGUCCAUUUUUAAUGGGAGGCAACACUUUGGCGGUUCUAACCUACGUGGUUAUAGUUAUUUGUUGCGUUUGAAACUUGAGAUUGUUGAAGCCAGUUGAGGAAUCAACUAUAUGCUCCGGUCUUCAUAUGCAGCUUUUUCUACAAGGGUUGUGAUGGGUACAUGAAGUCGAAGAUUUGGUCAAGCUCAUGCUGUGUUGCCACCGUAAGUAAAUAAUGAACGUUUUUAAGUGGUUCAUACAAGCAACUGUUAAACUUCUGAGGUUCAUGAUUUUUUAUUCCUCCAUAAGAUGGCUUUUUUUUUUUUUUUGGAAAGAUU